AUGGCGGCGUCGGUUUCCGGGGCCACAAUCUGCCUUCAGAAGCCGGGCUCCAAAGGCAGGAGGGCCAGGGAUGCGACCUCCUUCGCCCGCCGAUCGGUCGCGGCGCCGAGGUCCCAGCACGCCGCCAAAGCGAGCGUCAUCCGCUCCGACGCCGGCGCGGGACGGGGCCAGCAUUGCUCGCCGCUGAGGGCGGUCGUUGACGCCGCGCCGAUUGCGACGAAAAAGGUAUAUCUUGCAGCUCUUAUAGAAACUGAAUUCGCGAGGCACGCAAUUCGCGAGAGCAUUUUGUUGGCUGGAUACAUGUUGCCAUGGCAUGCAUGGCCGCAUGGGUACGUAUAUAGGGUUACAGCAUCUUUGGUCCUUGUGAGUACCUUUGGACGGCUAAGCCCAAAUUUUACUGAUCCAAGCAAAACUGAAGCUAUGGUUCAGUGGCCAGUGACUGGAAAUGAUGUCAAGGAGCUCCGGUUCCCUGAAUUAUGUCUAGAUCGUUUACUCGACCAAAUUAAUGACUAA
This is a messenger RNA of Miscanthus lutarioriparius, 513 nucleotides long. The record is from the annotation of a GenBank genome assembly. Lineage: Eukaryota; Viridiplantae; Streptophyta; Magnoliopsida; Poales; Poaceae.